CCUUUUUUGUCGGGGCGUGUUGUUCGCCGUUCGCAGUCAUGGCGGACUACAAAGAGGCUCCUUUGGCUACACGGCCAAAAACAUUAGAUCCAGCCGAAUAUUACAAUCUUUCACCUGAGUACCGGCGGGCUGAGGAGGCUAGACUGGCUCUGCGUUCACGACUGAAGAGGCAGUAUCUGUUGCAGCUAAACAAUCCUCAUCGGCAAGAGCUUAUUGAGGAUCCUGCUCUUACUAGGUGGAUAUAUGCGCGCGGCAAUCACGUCUAUUCCAACUUCAGAGCAACUGGUAGAACAUCAUUGAUGGGUGGCUUGUUUGGAGUUUUACCUCUCUUCGUCUUGUACUUUGUCUUUAAGACAGACAGGGACAAAAGGGAGGCCAAGAUAAAGGCAGGGACCUAUGAGCGCCCCUAUAAGCUGUCAUCCUAAAAGAAUUUUCUGAUUUCACUGCUUAUUAUAAAUAGUACUUGUAAUUGUAUACUAAAUAAAAUACUUUAUUGUUGAAA
Pimephales promelas (fathead minnow) is the source of this 502-nucleotide messenger RNA. RefSeq names its product NADH:ubiquinone oxidoreductase subunit B4 (gene ndufb4). The record is from RefSeq and is a predicted model, not a curated record. Gene Ontology annotation, cellular component: respiratory chain complex I; mitochondrion. NCBI's taxonomy places the organism in Eukaryota, Metazoa, Chordata, Actinopteri, Cypriniformes, Leuciscidae.